This is a messenger RNA of Nannospalax galili (Upper Galilee mountains blind mole rat), 4916 nucleotides long. It is a transcript of the gene Rfc1, whose product is annotated as replication factor C subunit 1. Gene Ontology annotation, cellular component: nucleus; DNA replication factor C complex. The record is from RefSeq and is a predicted model, not a curated record. Gene Ontology annotation, molecular function: ATP hydrolysis activity; DNA clamp unloader activity; ATP binding. Gene Ontology annotation, biological process: DNA repair; DNA replication. The coding region runs from base 306 to 3743 and encodes 1145 amino acids. Lineage: Eukaryota; Metazoa; Chordata; Mammalia; Rodentia; Spalacidae. The transcript has 25 exons.
GAGAGGAAACCAGCCUCACACCCCCACAUUGGGCAUCCCGGCCAAAACAGGAGGAAGAUCACGAACGCACGCGCACACCGCGCUCCACCGAAGCGGCAGUAAGAGCGGUUCCGGGCUCUCCGCGCACCUCCCGCCUCCCGGAGGGGCCGAACGGGCACACUCCUGACGUCAUCGCCGCGCGCCGCCGCCUGCGCUUUUGCUACUUCGCGGGAGAAGUUGUUGGCGCCAAUGGAUCCCGAACACCGAUAACGGAUUCUCCCAGCUGGCGGCCUGCCCACCUGCUCCUCCUCGGUUGUGGGGCUGCGAUGGACAUUCGGAAAUUCUUUGGCGUUAUACCAAGUGGAAAAAAACCUGUAAAUGAAACAGUAAAGAAGAAUGACAAAACAAAAUCUGCAGAGGACACUGUCAGAGGAAAGAAAGGAAUAAAGGAGAUCAAGGUAAAUAGCUCCUGUAAAGAGGAUGCCUCCAAACAAAAGCAACCAAACAAGAAGAAGAGAAUCAUCUAUGAUUCAGAUUCAGAAUCAGAGGAGACAAUACAGGUAAAACAUGCUAAAAAGUCAUCAGAAAAAUUGUCAUUGUCUUCUAAACCUGGGAAAAUUUCACAGAAGGACCCUGUUACAUACAUAUCUGAGACAGAUGAAGAUGAUGACUUUGUGUAUAAAAAAGCAACCUCCAAACCAAAAGAGAAUGGAGUAUCUACAAAUAGUCACCUUGAAGCAUCAAGCAUGAAAAGGAAUGAAGAAAGCACUAGAACUAAGAAUAAACCUUUAUCACCAAUAAAACUUACACCAACAUCAGUGCUUGAUUAUUUUGGAACUGGAAGUGUCCAAAGAUCUGGGAAGAAGAUGGUGGCAAGUAGAAGAAAAGAGCCUUCUCAAAAAGCAGAGGAUUCCAGAUUAAAUGAUGAAGCCAUUGCCAAGCAGUUGCAGCUUGAUGAAGAUGAAGAGCUGGAGAGGCAGUUGCAUGAAGACGAAGAGUUUGCCAGAACAUUAGCCAUGUUGGAUGAAGAACCAAAGACCAAAAAAGUCCGAAAAGACACCGAAGAGGGAGAAACGUUUUCAUCUGUCCCAGCUGAUUUAAGUAAAGCAGAAAAAUAUAAAAGCCCCAAUAAAGAACAGUUUUUAAAUGAAAGAAAGAUCUAUAGUCCUAAUAAGCAAACUAAGUGUGGAAGCUCAAAAGAAUCUCAGCAGCAUUCCAGAUCUUCAGCUCAUCAAGUACAAGUGUGUUCUUCUCCAAAGGCCAGUUCCAAGCUGGCACUUAUGAAAGCGAAAGAAGAGAGGUCUAACAAAGAAACUGAGCCAGUGGCCUCGAAAAGAAAAGAAAGUGCCAUUGAACCGAAGGAGAAAAAAACUCCUAAGAAAACCAAAAGUUCUCCAGUUAAAAAAGAGUCUGUAAGUCCAGAAGAUGCUGAAAAGAAACGCACUAAUUAUCAAGCUUAUCGAAGCUACUUAAAUCGAGAAGGUCCCAAAGCUCUGGGCUCCAAAGAAAUACCAAAGGGAGCUGAAAAUUGCUUGGAAGGUCUGACAUUUGUGAUCACAGGAGUGCUGGAGUCCAUUGAACGGGAAGAAGCCAAGUCUCUAAUUGAGCGUUAUGGGGGAAAAGUAACAGGAAAUGUGAGCAAGAAAACAAACUACCUCGUCAUGGGCCGGGACAGCGGACAGUCCAAGAGUGACAAGGCAGCAGCUUUGGGAACAAAAAUAGUUGAUGAAGAUGGCCUAUUGAAUCUGAUUCGAACUAUGCCAGGCAAGAAAUCAAAGUAUGAAAUAGCAGUUGAAGCUGAGAUGAAGAAAGAAAAAUCCAAAUUGGAGCGAACACCCAAAAAAAAUGACCAAGGAAAAAGAAAAAUUAGUUCAACCAAGAAAGAAUCAGAAUCCAAAAAGAGCAAGCUGAUGCCCCGAAGAGACAGCCCUGCAAAGGCAGCCAAAAAGGAAACAAAAGAAGCCGACAUGUUUCGUAGGGGUCUGGACUUCAAGGAGCAGGUGGCCACUGAGACAAAUGGGGACAGCAGGGCUGGGGGUUCAGCUGAAGGUGGCAGUGAGAACAGAGUGGAAAGUUUGCUCUGGGUGGAUAAGUACAAGCCCACCUCACUCAAGAACAUCAUUGGGCAGCAAGGCGACCAGAGCUGUGCCAACAAACUGCUACGCUGGCUCCAAAACUGGCACAGCAGUUCUCCUGAAGAGAAAAAACAGGCAAAGUUUGGUAAAUUUGCUAGCAAAGAUGAUGGCUCUAGUUUUAAGGCAGCAUUGCUGUCAGGCCCUCCAGGUGUUGGCAAAACCACCACAGCUUCUCUGGUGUGUCAGGAAUUGGGCUACAGCUAUGUGGAACUAAAUGCAAGUGACACUCGGAGUAAGAACAGUUUGAAGGCAAUCAUUGCUGAAUCACUAAACAACACCAGCAUCAAAGGCUUUUAUACAGGUGGAGCAACUUCUGUGAGCACGAAGCAUGCGCUCAUCAUGGAUGAGGUUGAUGGCAUGGCAGGCAAUGAGGACAGGGGUGGAAUUCAGGAAUUAAUUGGCCUGAUAAAACAUACCAAAAUUCCCAUUAUUUGUAUGUGCAAUGAUAGAAAUCACCCCAAGAUUCGCUCUUUGGUUCAUUAUUGUUUUGAUCUUCGUUUCCAAAGACCUCGGGUUGAACAGAUUAAGAGUGCAAUGCUGUCUGUUGCAUUUAAAGAGGGCUUAAAGAUUCCCCCUCCAGCUAUGAAUGAAAUAAUUUUGGGAGCUAAUCAAGAUAUACGACAGGUUUUACACAACCUGAGUAUGUGGUGUGCACGAAAUAAGGCACUAACCUAUGACCAAGCCAAGGCUGAUUCUCAGAGGGCCAGGAAGGAUAUCAAACUGGGCCCAUUUGAUGUUGCCCGGAAAGUGUUUGCAGCUGGAGAGGAGACUGGACAUAUGUCACUUAUGGACAAAUCGGACCUCUUUUUCCAUGAUUAUUCCAUAGCGCCUCUCUUUGUCCAGGAGAACUACCUCCAUGUGAAGCCUGUGGCUGCAGGGGGUGACAUGAAAAAGCACUUGAUGCUUUUAAGCCGGGCAGCAGAUAGCAUAUGUGAUGGUGACUUAGUGGACAGCCAGAUCCGGAGUAAGCAAAACUGGACCCUUCUGCCCACACAGGCCAUUUAUGCCAGUGUUCUUCCUGGAGAGUUGAUGAGGGGCUACAUGACCCAGUUUCCCACCUUUCCAAGCUGGCUCGGGAAGCACUCAUCCAUGGGCAAACAUGAUCGCAUUGUACAGGACCUCGCCUUGCACAUGAGUCUUAGAACCUAUUCGAGCAAAAGGACUGUGAACAUGGAUUACCUGUCCCAUAUAAGAGAUGCACUUGUACAACCCUUGACCUCACAGGGGGUGGAAGGAGUUCAGCAUGUUGUUGCACUUAUGAACACAUACUACUUGAUGAAAGAAGACUUUGAGAGUAUCAUGGAAAUUAGCAGCUGGGGUGGCAAACCUAGUCCCUUUUCCAAGCUGGACCCCAAGGUGAAAGCGGCUUUCACAAGAGCUUACAACAAGGAAGCCCACCUCACCCCAUAUUCACUUCAGAUAAUAAAGACGUCUAGACCUAGCACAGGCCCAGCAUUGGAUUCUGAAUACAAUGAAGAGUUACAGGAAGAUGAUUCCCAGUAUGAGAAAGAGCAGGAUGCAAUAGAAACUGAUGCCAUGAUCAAGAAAAAGACAAAAUCUUCAAAGCCCUCAAAACCAGAAAAAGCUAAGGAGUCCAAAAAAGGAAAAGGAAAAAGUUGGAAGAAGUGAAACCAUUUUCCAGUAUCAGUAGCUGCUUUUGACUUACCUUCUCAACCAGUCCAGCUGGUUAAGAGAAAGCAAGCCUUGCUUUUUCCAGAGGAAUCACGUGUAGCACAAUGGGACAACCUGGUGGUCCCAUUAUAAAGGGACGGUAUACGGUAUAGCUGGAAGGCCUCACAAUCGGCUCUCAUACACCUCUCAUAGAGGUUGAUAGGACUGCUGAGUCCUCCGCUGUUCUAUAGGACUGCUGGGUCCUUCACUACCCCUGUCAAUUGAAGUAGGGUGCUGUAGAACCAGACCUAGAAAUUACACAGGCUCUGGAGUCAGAUUUUAGUCACCUAUAGCCAGCUGGGAGCCUUGGGACUGAGGUGUCUUUUAUAGCUUACCGUUUUAUCCUAAUGGCCUUCACAGGACCAAUACAGAUUCUUGUGGUGGUUCUUAUUUUAUGGUGAAAUUUUGUAAAUAAAUCAUAAUAUGAAGCAACCACCACCACCUGGGAGUUCUUUGUAUAUUGUCAGAUAUCUUACAGAAUAUGAAGUAGGAAAUUUCCACAUGAUACAUGUAUAAUUUUUUUUCUCAAGAUUACCAUCUUGUACAGCAAAAUAUUAUGUUGGUAUAUUACUUUCCUUAUUUGCAAAUGAUUAGAUUAAAAUACUCUGUUCCUUAAUAACCAGCUGUGUGAAUCACAACACUGGAAGUUCAAGGGUCAGAGCUCACACUCCCAGCAUCCCUCUGCACUGACCACAUUGCUGCUGUGAGUGGAAUCUCAUGGAGAGGCCUCUUAGCUAUUAGGAGAGGGUGUGCGGACACAGGCUUGCUUGCUACAGUCAUGUUCUUCUGUAGGAGAGCCUAGGUUGGGUCACAUUCACAGGCCUAGUAUGUCCAGGAGAAAAUGAUUGAUUUGUCCAGUGAUGGAUUCUGCAACUUCUAUUGGAAUUUCAGAUUGUGUCUAUAACUGCUUGUAGAGGGGCCUUGAGGCUGUGGAUAUAGCCUGGCCUCUGAGUGUUUAGUUCUUUUAAUCUUGUCAGUAAGUGCUCAGAGGUCUGCCUGCCUUUGUGAGGUAUAUGCCAAAAGGAAUAUAAAGCAAAGCAAGUAAAGUGUAUUUACUAGCAUUAAAAAUGUGUUUCAUGGAGAUUGGUUCAUUAUGGAAAUAAAAUCCUGCCUUAAGCCUGAGCUUCCUGA